Larimichthys crocea (large yellow croaker) is the source of this 2708-nucleotide messenger RNA. RefSeq names its product chromatin licensing and DNA replication factor 1 (gene cdt1). The transcript has 10 exons. The coding region runs from base 191 to 2233 and encodes 680 amino acids. Gene Ontology annotation, molecular function: DNA binding; DNA polymerase binding. Gene Ontology annotation, cellular component: nucleus. Gene Ontology annotation, biological process: regulation of DNA-templated DNA replication initiation; DNA replication checkpoint signaling; mitotic cell cycle. The record is from RefSeq and is a predicted model, not a curated record. Lineage: Eukaryota; Metazoa; Chordata; Actinopteri; Sciaenidae.
UGAAUUCGCGCGAAAGUUCUUUUCUUCUUCCUGUAAAGUGUGAACAUUUCCGGAGGUCCAUUGUUGAUGGCUGCUAUUUAUGUCGUUAUCGGCUUCGGUUCACGGUAGUCCGGUGCAGUUUAACUGUUCGUUGUAACGUUGAUUUUCGGUGUCCGUCUCCAGCAGCAGCAGCAGCAGCAGCAGCAGCAGCAUGUCUCAGCCGCGAGUUACGGAUUUCUUCUCGCAGAGGAAGAGAGGUAUCCCCGGCGGGCCGGUGAAGGCAGCGAAGCAGCGCGGCGGCUCAUCCGGGACCACACGGUCAAGAUCCUCUAAAAACAAAGAGCUGUGCUCGUCCUCUAUCCACGAAGAGUUUGUCCGAGUUAUCGACGAGGCAGUGGGGCUGAGCGAUGGAGGGUUCGCUGUCAGCACUGAGAAACAUUUCACCUCCAGUCCACGGACACCGAAGCGGACGUCGGCUGAGUUCGACGUCGGGGCCGCCGUGUUUUCGGCCACCGCCGACCACAGCACGGCCAAGAAGAAACGGCAGGAGGCCGACAGGGACACUAAAGCUACGGUCCCGGAGAAAGUAGUGAAGAGGAAGGCCAGGAAGAAACUGGUCCUCCCCCUGGACUCCCCUCAGGCUGUAGUCCAGUCCCUGCCCGCUGAGGUGAUCCAGAAGCCCGCAGCUCCCGCGGCUGGACAGCACGGGGUGGACCACGUUAACAUCAGAACCAGCAGCUCCCCGCAGAGGAGUCGGGUCAUCGCCAAGAACACUACAGGACAGCCCGGCAAGGCUCUGUGCAAAGAUGACAUUGCAACACUCAAGGCUCGUCUUCAGAGGAUCAAGAAACACGGCGAGGAAAUGACCAACGCCGCUACCUCUGCUUCUGGUUCUGCCUCUCCAGCUGGUGCAACGACACCAAACACUAACACUCCCCAUGUCCCCGAAACUGCCACACCCCCCACCUCUGACGCAAAGGCCCUUAAGCUGACUGUAUCACGUGCCAAAGAGCUCGCAGCUAAAGCUCAGAAGAGGAAGGAGGAGAGGGAGGCCGAGGAGAGCAAGCAGAGUGAGACACAAACCCAGAGCAGUGCUGAGCAGCCAGCAUACCAGCGGUACCACACCCUCGCCCAGGCGACCCCUCCGGGUCUGUCCCUGCCAUACCAGUACAAAGUGCUGGCCGAGAUGUUCAGGAGCAUGGACACAGUGGUCGCCAUGCUACACAAUCGCUGUGAGACGGCCACCUUCACCAAGCUCAAGCAGGGAGUUCAGGACAUGAUGCACAAGCGCUUUGAGGAGAGCCAUGUGGCUCAGAUAAAGACAGUGUUUCCUGAGGCGUACGCCUUCAGACAGGAGAAGAACAUUCCAACCUUCAACAGCAGCAUUAAGAAGGGCAGCUACCAGCUCACCGUGGAGCCCGUUAUCACCUCUGACCAGAGAGAAGCCCGUCCCCUCCUCACAGCCUCUCGUCUCCUGGAGAGAAGACAAAUCUUCCACAUGAACCUGGUCUCUGUCGUCAAACAACACCACAAGGCUUUCCUGUCCUCGUUGGUUCCUCCGGUGUCUGUUCCAGAUGACAAACUGACCCGCUGGCACCCUCGCUUCAAUGUGGACACCGUGCCGACCAUCCAAACCAGCGUGCUGCCUCAGCCUCCUCACACUGAGAAACUGGGCACAGCUCAGGAGGUGCUGGACAAAGCCCGCUCACUUAUCACACCCAAGAUGGAGAAGGCGCUGGUUUCUCUGGCUCUGAAGACAGAAGCUAAAGUUGCGGAUGAUAAAGAGACGACAUCUCCACACAACUCAACAGUUCCUCAGACACCAGCUACACCUGCAGCCCAGGUCCCAACUGCUCUGAAAGGAGUGUCCCAGUCCUUACUGGAAAGGAUUCGAGCAAAAGAAGCCCAGAAGCUCCAGGCAGCCAUGACACGAAACCCUGUCCAGGAGGAUCGCCUGCUGAUGAUGUCACGGCUCCCAGAGCUGGCCAGGAUUCUCCGGAACGUUUUUAUCGCUGAGAAGAAGCCGGCUUUAAUCAUGGAAGUGGCCUGUAACAGGAUGGUGGCCAGCUACAGAUCUGCUCUCAGCACAGGUGAAAUGGAGAAACAUAUCCGGCUGCUGGCAGAAGUGGCUGCCAACUGGCUGACUAUUCAUCCAAUCAGGAAGGACUUCUACCUGAAGCUGAACAAGAACAUGGAGCUCAAUAUUGUUGUGGACAAACUGAACAGCAGACUAAGAGAAGAGGAGAGACUCUGAUGGAUGAUGCUGUGUCCUUUCACUGCUCCUCUUCUCAGGCCCUCGGCGUACGUGCUGCCAGCCGGCUAAAGUUUAAAGUGACCUGUUUUGAUUUUUUUUUUUUUUUUUUUUAAGCGAUGUCACUGGUUAUUUGGUAGCAGGCAUGUCUAAAAGUGUGUGUGUGUGUGUGUGUGUGUGUGUUCUAACCUGGCUCCAGGGUGGAAAAAAGGCACACAUUGAUCUAGGCACAGCUCCGGGACCCGAGGCCACAUGGGACUGAUCAGACCUGUUUCUGGUACUGCUAUGUGCUAAAUGGGCUGUUUUAACUACAGUUCUGUUACAGUGAAGAGUUUUUUUAUUUUUGUUUUUUUAUUAUGAAGUUGUAACAUUGGUGUGUGCAGGUCUGCCUCCUGUCUUUUUAACAAAUCUGUUUUCUACAAUGUAGAACUGAUGAAUGUUUGAUCAUGUUUAAGAAAUACAAACAUUUGUCAGAGCA